UAAAUCCGCGGAGAGGUUGGGGAGACUGGAAGCACUACGCGGGCGUCGGCGGCAACGCCGGCAUCGGGCAUAUAGCGAGCACGCCGACGGCCGCGUCCUCUCAGUCGGCGAGGACGCUCCAGCGACGCUCCAGCCCGGAGAGAUAAGAACUUGAGAGCAGCGCCGAGCGCCGCCCCGUCAGUGCGGAGCUAUUCCGGAUCAGUCUUGAACCUUGCGAUGGAGGCCCUGCCGCUGCUGGUGUUGUUGUUGGUGUCACUGGCGUCGCUCGCCGGAGCCGCCGAGGACGAGAAGAAGACCAACGACUUCAAGAACCUGCUCGGCGACCACCCGGAGCUCGGCGUGCACCCCGAAGGCACGCCCCGGAAGGUGCGGCAGUCCUACGCCAACGGCUACGGAUACAACGGCAACGGCUGGGGCGGCAGUGGCGGAGGCUGGGGUGGUAGCAGUAGCGGCUGGGGCGGUAGUGGCUGGGGCGGUAGUGGCUGGGGCGGCAGUGGCUGGGGUGGUAGCGGUAGUGGCUGGGGGAACCGUGGGGGCUGGGGUAGUGGGCCCAGCUCUGGAGGAUGGGGUAACUCAGGGCGCGGAGGCUGGGGUGGCCCUGGUGGCUGGGGUAACUCAGGUGGCUGGGGUAACUCAGGUGGUGGGUGGGGUAACUCAGGUAACAGGUGGGGUGGCUCGAGUGGCUGGGGUAACGGUGGGAGCUGGAACCGCGGCUGGGGUAACAGCAACGGGUGGGGUAGCGGCGGCGGUUGGGGAGGCGGCAUGUACACGGGUAAUGGUUGGGGCGGCCGCUACCAGUAUGGCAACGGUGGCUAUGGCGGCUAUGGUGGCUAUGGCGGCUAUGGCGGCUACGGUGGUCGCGGCUACGGCGGCGGCUACGGCGGCGGCUACGGCGGCGGCUACGGCGGCGGCUACGGCGGUUUCGGCGGAUUUGGCGGCUACGGAGGCUUUGGCGGUAUGGGUGGCCCACCCAGCACCAUCCGCCCCGACGGCUUCGGCUACAUAAUGAUCGACGGGCCGGGGGUGUCCGGCUACCAGGCCACCUACCCGGGUGGCCAGGCCCGCGUCGUGCAGUACGGCGCGUCGAGAUACGCACCGAGCUUCGGAGAUCGCUACUUCAAAUGACACGCUUCCCCUCGACACGCCUCGACACACUGUGAAGGAGGAAGCCCGGAAAGUCCGCCGCCAACUCGCGCUGUGAAAAAGAACAAGUUCUCAAUAAAAAGCGAAUUAUGAGCUGUUUUCUUUACGUUC
Messenger RNA from Thrips palmi, 1254 nucleotides. RefSeq names its product glycine-rich cell wall structural protein 1.0-like. The coding region runs from base 217 to 1125 and encodes 302 amino acids. The transcript is spliced from 3 exons. NCBI's taxonomy places the organism in Eukaryota, Metazoa, Arthropoda, Insecta, Thysanoptera, Thripidae. The record is from RefSeq and is a predicted model, not a curated record.